AUGGUGGCUCGCAGUUUCCUCUUGAGCCUUCUCCUGGCAGUGACUGUCGUGCAGGGCACGCGCACGUCUUCGGAUGCGGCCACGCAGAAUCUGGAGGCCCUCGAAGAGUACAAAAACUCGCUCAAGGAGCAGAAUGGCCAAGAUGCAAAGGUCGCAGCAGCCAUGGACGACAUUCAUUCGCAUGCCGUGAAGUUGAUGAAGGAGGUAGAAGAUGCUGCCAAGAGUGGUGGCGAGUGGACGACAUGCGGCUUCAACAUUUGCUCUGGUGCUGAGCCAGUGUGCUGCACACAUUAUAGUGGCAAGAAGUACUGCGCUGUCAGAGGCCAGAGGGACUGCUGA
Molecule: messenger RNA, 339 nt
Organism: Symbiodinium sp. CCMP2592
Lineage: Eukaryota; Dinophyceae; Suessiales; Symbiodiniaceae
Source: the annotation of a GenBank genome assembly